AACUUGAAUUCAGAUCUGAAUUACAAUUNCUCAUCGACACGGCAUCGAUGAGACAAUACGAUAGAGUCUAUUGCGGCGCCUCCUGUCCUCCCGAACACGAGAAUUAUAUGAAAAAUCUGAUUAAAGUCGGAGGCAUUCUUAUUAUGCCAUUGAAUGAACAUUUGCUUCAAAUACGGCGGACAUCAGACACCUCUUGGAUUGUCAAAUCUGUACUUCCGGUCUCUUUCGCCCCUUUGGUUACGCCCACACAUAACAGCGCCUUUAAAUCAGUUAAAUUACCUGAUUUGGAACCGCUUUCCCUCAAAGAAAUGUGUCGUUCGGUUAUAAGAACUCAUUUACGUAAGAAAGCGGAAGCAGAGCAGCCAUCCAUCACUUUGAAGAAUGUCUGCAAAAACAGAAAAAUGUCUAAAAAGAUUAGAAACAGUGAAAGAGGAAGACGUCCGCCGCGAAGAACUAAUCGUCGAGUAAUUAUUCCCAUCUUUGAAGAGAAUGAUGCGAUGAGUGACGACACCAAUAGUACAUCAAACCAAAGACACACUAAUGGCGACAACUCUAAUGACUCGUUCUCGAGCCACGAUGAAGAGGAUCCCAACCCAUCCUCUCAGCCAUUGAAUGGUAACACUUCUGGAGCUCGAGCUUCGAAUUCUUCGACAUCGUCUCCGAUAUACCCGUUAAACCGUAUCCGUCGUGCGACUGGACUUAUAUUCAAGCGCAUAGCACUCGCCGACUUUGACUCGGAUUCUUCAACGAGUAGUUGUGAUCACGAAAUGGUGAGUACAGUCUCUAGCGAUGAGACCAGAGCUGAUGAACGCGAAGAGGAGAAGAAGAAAGUGGUGGAAGAGGACAAAGAGAGCUAUUCAUAUUUGAUGCGUCAAAGCGUUAAUCGAUUGCCACUUCCGUUGGUUUUGAAAUCAUAUUUGAAUUUUCAUCGAAAACUAUAAGUGCUUCGCUUUUCGAUCACUUUUUAUUGGAAAUAAUAUAUUAUAAAGUAUUACACAAUUACUGCUUAUUAAUUGACUUUCUUUUCACUUUGAAAGUUUCUCAAUUAUUGUUUUGAUUUAUUGGUUGUAAAAAAUAUAUCAAAUAUAUCUGAUUUAAUAAAUGUACAGAAAAAGCGUUUUAUUCAUUUUAUGUAUCCUUUAAUAAUGUAUUAAAUAAACAAUGUUUUAAAAAUAUGUCAUAAAAUAUA
Molecule: messenger RNA, 1189 nt
Organism: Medioppia subpectinata
Lineage: Eukaryota; Metazoa; Arthropoda; Arachnida; Sarcoptiformes; Oppiidae
Source: the annotation of a GenBank genome assembly